GUUUGCUGGGUCCGAUGAACGUGGUUGAGUGAAACGUGAAUGCACCCAAUUGUAGAACAUUUUACAAGAUUGCCCAGUAUUACGGGAUGCUGCGCACAGAAAUGCUUCAGUUUUCUUCUCGCCGAUCACCCAUUGUGUGUACAAGGGGUUGUACUGCAAGCAGCCAACCGCUAGCUACAAAUGCAGGACUUGACAUACUGAAAAAAGGCGGGAAUGCUGCAGAUGCUGCGGUUGCUAUGGCAGCAGUCCUGAAUCUUACUGAACCAUUCAGUACUGGUGUUGGUGGAGACUGCAACUGCCUCUUUUACCAUGGUCCAACUAAGAAAGUGUAUGGACUGAAUGGAAGUGGCAGGUCACCCCGAUUAUUGACGCUUGACUUGUUAAAAGCGGAAGGCUUUGUGGAGACGAAUCCUUUGCCGUUGUGUCAUGCCAACCUUGUCACUGUGCCUGGAGCAGCUGCUGGCUGGUCUGAUACAAUUCAUCUCUUUGGAAGUAAGAAGCUGUCUUUGGGUGAAAUUCUACAGCCUGCGAUUGAGUUGGCAGAAAGAGGCUUCCCUGUCGCUGAAAUCACUGCAUUUCACUGGAAUAGAGGAGAGAACAACCUGCAGAGGCCAGGGAAUCUACAUGGGAAGGAUCUGCUGCUGCAGGGUCAGAGUCCUAAAUCUGGCCAGAUUUUCAAGAAUCCUCUCUUAGCUCAGACCUUCAAGGAACUGGCUCAGUGUGGCAAGAGAGGGUUCUAUGAGGGAAGGAUAGCAAAAGCCAUUGUGAAAAUCAUCCAGAAGAACGGUGGAGUUAUGAGUCUCGAUGAUCUAAAGGAGCACACCAGCACAGAGGUUACACCAAUCUUCACAGACUAUAAAAGUUUGAGGAUCUGGGAGCUUCCUCCAAAUGGACAGGGAAUCACUGCUCUGUUAGCCUUAAACAUGCUGGAGAACUUUAACAUCAAAGAAAUGGACCACAACAGCGCCGAUUACAUUCAUCUGCUGGCUGAGGCAAUGAAGCUCAGCUUCGCUGACAGUUUCUGGUUCUGUGCUGAUCCUGCCAGGGUCCAGGUGCCUGUGGAAGAGCUGCUUUCUAAAUGUUACAGUAAGCAGCGCUCAGAGCUCAUCAACAUGCAAAGGGCAAACAGUAAGUCCAUCUAUGGCAACCCAUAUGGAGCUGGUGGUGACACUGUUUACUUUACAGCUGUGGACAUGGAGGGAAGUGCUUGUUCUUUUAUCAACAGCAACUGUGCGAACUUUGGCACUGGACUUGUACCAGAAGGCUGCGGAUUUGCCUUACAAGACCAUAAAGCGAUGAUCUUCAUUAUUGAAUUUUCCUUCCUGUACUACCUAACAGUUGUUCAUGAAUUAACCCUGUUUCUAAAUAAUUCUUCUGAAUCUUUGCAGUACAACUGCAGUUUCUGA
Rhincodon typus (whale shark) is the source of this 1406-nucleotide messenger RNA. RefSeq names its product glutathione hydrolase-like YwrD proenzyme. Bases 87 to 1406 code for a protein of 439 amino acids. The record is from RefSeq and is a predicted model, not a curated record. NCBI's taxonomy places the organism in Eukaryota, Metazoa, Chordata, Chondrichthyes, Orectolobiformes, Rhincodontidae. The transcript has 10 exons.